CACGUCACUAAUUUGUCGAUCGCGUUCGAGAUUCGCAGUAGCAUAUUUAAUUUGAUAUAGCUUUUUGUUUUGUUAACAUAAAAAGUUGUUUUCACCAAAACAGACCCGAAGUGGACGCUCCCUUUCCCAAAUAAAUUAAAUCAGUGGACCAUUAUUUAUUUCUUAAGACCAGGUUUCUUGGAUUAUACUAUAGCUUUGCAGUUUCUUCUUUGGUGGAUCCCUGAGGAGAUUGCGACGAUGUCCGGUGGUGGGGCGGAGGAGACGAAGAUGGACCAUCACAGUGUGGAGGAUGAGGGUGGGAUCAAUAGAGACCAGAAAGGCAUUCAAGCCAGUGAUAUGGUGGCAAACCCUCACAGCGCUGAAGGUGGAGAGAGUUUGGAGGAUGAUGGAAAGACCACUGUGAACGAGGAGAACCGGAAUGGCAUCCCAGCAGAUGAGGCCAUGCUGGCUCGUCAGAAUGUGGAUGAAGGAGGUGGUUUGGAGAAUGGUGGAAGGACCACUGUGGCCCAGAAUGGUUCCCCAACGAGCGAGACUGUGGCGAUGUCUAAGAGACAGAGGAAGCGGCUUCAGAGACAACAGCAGUGGGAGGAGCAGAGAGACCUGCGUAGGCAGCGGCGGAAGGAGAAGAAGCAGAAGCGGCGCCUGGAGCGAUCGGCGCAAUUUGAGGAUGGGGUCGAGUGCCCAGGAAGGAAACGACCGCGACGAGAAGCCACGCCCAGCCCUCUACGCCUUGUGUUGGACUGCAGCUUCGACAGCCUGAUGACUAUCAAGGAUGUAAAGAAGCUCCACAAACAGAUCCAGAGGUGUUAUGCUGAAAACCGCAGGGCUUUGCACCCAGUACAGUUCUACAUAACCAGCCACGGCGGGCAGUUAAAGCAAAACAUGGACGAGAAUGACAAAGGAUGGGUGAACUGGAAGGACAUCAGCAUCAGGUCGGAACACUUUGACCAAGUCCUAAACAAGGGUGAGCUGGUGUACUUGACCUCUGAUUCGCCCAACGUCCUGACCGAGCUGGAUGAGGGCAAGGCCUACAUCAUUGGGGGCCUAGUGGACCAUAACCACCACAAGGGAAUCACCUUUGAGCGUGCUAAAGAGCUGGGAAUUGACCACGCACAGCUCCCCCUGUGCACCUUUGUUAAGAUGAACAGCCGCAAGGUGCUGGCUGUCAAUCACGUUUUUGAGAUCAUCCUGGCAUACCUGGAGAAAAGAGACUGGCAGGAGGCAUUCUUUACCAUCCUCCCCCAAAGAAAAGGGGCAGUUCCCUUGACCCAGGAGGAUGGAGACAAUGGCCAGAACGAAGAGGUCAAGGACUCGGAUGUUGACUCUGAUUCGGAAGAGCCAAUAGCGCAGGACAGCACGCUGGGCCAAAAGGAGACAAGGAAUGAGGGAAACGGGGAGACCAAUGCAAGAACUGCAGCCUAAACCAAACUGGAUCUCAAGAUUUUUUUUUUUUUUUUUUUGGUGCAUAUUCUGUUUUUAAUUUUCUUUUUUAAAAGAGAGCGAUUGCCUUAAUUUCUGUUUUUUUUUUUUCCCGUGAACAACAGUUCUGCAUGGAAUAUAUGACAUAUGGAAAUGAGGCCUUUUAUUCUGAAUGUCAGCUGCAUAUUUUGCCAUAUCAAUGUGGUUUGGCAUUUUUUUAAUUUUGUAAGCAGCACUUCUGAGAUUCAGUUUUUCAGUUCAUUAAAUUGACAGAAAUUUGGUUGCUAUGUAGCACAACAUGCAAGACAUCUGUCGGUGUCCUGAAUCUAUAUGAAUUAAAAGACAUGCUAAUGUCAGACUUUGUUAGUGCUGUGUGACCGUUUGGCAUUUGUUGUUGUACAUUAAUCUGAAAAUGGCUGGACAGCUACUUGUUAUGUACAGAAGGAAGGAAUGUUUUCCUUUGGAUGUUGCAGUGAGCUUAUGCUGGCACUCACUCAGCGGAGAGCUUUGGCUGGGUCCCUGUUAGGCCUGGGUUUGACAUUGUCUGUCUUCAACCUUUAAUUCUGGACAUAAAGCUGACAAGAGGUAAGAAUCCCUGGAGUUCCAUUCAUAACACUGUCAGUUCCAUGCAAUUAAAUCAUAUUUAACUGAUGCCUUUGACCAAGGUGACUUACCCUGCAAGCAUCCACCCAUUUAUGCAGCAGGCUAAAUAAUGUGCUACCUGCAAGCUGGUGUCAUGCUGUGGGUGUAUCUGUAACUCCGAGGUGUAGUUUGCUCUGUCUGCCGUGUGUUUUUGUGUCACCUCUGCAUGAACAGUAACACCUGUGCCUGCAGCGAUAACAAAUGGCUGUAACAUGUCCCUUGGGACACGCGCAGAGAUACAGUUACCUGCUCAGUGAAACGGCGGCUGUCUGGCUAUUUUUGGUCCACUGCUUACCAGCCCCCGGCCCAAAUAUGUUUACCGUACUCAGGGCGCAGGAUCUGGUCUCCUUUCACCUCCCUGAAUGCUGUGUUCAGCUGUUGUUCAGCUCUUGUUCUCUACGGCAAGCAGAAACUCCGGAGAGCGACACAGAUAUGCCAAGUUCAUGUUGCAUAACCUCGAAUGCACUCAGCGGUCCUGGGUUCGA
Scleropages formosus (Asian bonytongue) is the source of this 2546-nucleotide messenger RNA. It is a transcript of the gene trmt10a, whose product is annotated as tRNA methyltransferase 10A. Bases 238 to 1422 code for a protein of 394 amino acids. The record is from RefSeq and is a predicted model, not a curated record. The transcript has 8 exons. Lineage: Eukaryota; Metazoa; Chordata; Actinopteri; Osteoglossiformes; Osteoglossidae. Gene Ontology annotation, molecular function: tRNA binding. Gene Ontology annotation, cellular component: cytosol; nucleoplasm; nucleus. Gene Ontology annotation, biological process: tRNA N1-guanine methylation.